This is a messenger RNA of Papaver somniferum (opium poppy), 2052 nucleotides long. RefSeq lists its product as uncharacterized. Lineage: Eukaryota; Viridiplantae; Streptophyta; Magnoliopsida; Ranunculales; Papaveraceae. The coding region runs from base 1 to 2052 and encodes 683 amino acids. The transcript is spliced from 4 exons. The record is from RefSeq and is a predicted model, not a curated record.
AUGAAGAUUAUUUGGUGGAAUAUUAGGGGGUUAAACGAUUUGAAUAGAAGGGAUAUUGUUAAGAAAAAGGUUAGAGAUUGGAGACCUUCAAUUUUGCUUCUGCAGGAGACUAAGCUUCAACGUUGUACUGAUUUAAUUGCUUGGCAGUGUUGGGGUAAUAAGAAUAUGAAGUGGAUUGAUUCUCCCUCUCAAGGAAGUUCUGGUAUUCUCUGUAUGUGGGAUUCUUCUCAAAUUGAAGUCUUGGAUUUUCUAAUGGGGCCUUACUCAAUUAUAAUUCUUUGUAAAACUAUAAGUUCUUCUUUUGAAUGGAUGUUUACUGGUAUCUAUGCUCCUUGUGCCUCUUACAAUGAUGAAGUUAGUGAAUUUGGAGAGAGAUUGAAGAAGUCCAAUGGUAGUGCUUCAACAAUUGGAAUGAAGAAGCUCAUUAAAUUCAUCUCUAAACAUCAACUAAUUGAUCUUCCACUCAUUGGUGCUUCUUUUACUUGGACUAACAAACAAUUACAGAGUGUGAGAAGUCGUAUUGACAGAAUUUUGGUUACAUUGCCUUGGGAACUAGAGUAUCCUAAUGUAAUUCAGCAAGCUCUCCCUAGACCUGUCUCUGAUCAUAUCCCUAUAUCUCUCAUCUGUGAUGGUUUGAAACGUGGUCCUUCACCAUUUCACUGUGAGUAUUAUUGGUUCACUCAUCCUGAUUUUGUUUCUCUAAUCAAAAAUUGGUGGGAGUCUUUUUCUGUUUCAGGAAAUGCUGGUUUUGUUUUCUGCAAAAAGCUUCAGUUGUUAAAGCAAAAGCUAAGGGAAUGGAGCAAAAGAGAAUAUGGAGAUUUAGAAAGGAGAUUGGAGGAGCUGGAAGAUACUUUCAACAACUUGGAUAUAGAAGAAAAUUUUCAUAAUAGUUUAUCUCCUGCACAAUGGGACGAGAGAGUUGCUGCUAGACAAGAAUGGUAUAGAUUAACUUUAAUCAAAGCUGAGAAAUGGAAAAACAUAGCCAGAGUAAAUGACAUAAAGAAUAAUGAAAACAAUACCAAAUAUUUCCACAUAUUGGCAAACGAUCAUAGAAGAAUAAGUUAUAUUGGUUCUAUUAAGGUUAAUGGGGUUGUUACUUCUGAUGGAGCAAAAAUUAAAAAUGGUAUUAUUCCUUUCUUUAAAGAUAUUUUCAAAGCAAAUUCUCACAGACGUAUCUCUAUAGAGGUCUCUGGACCUUAUGGGUUUCCAAUAAGCUUUUAUUUAUUAUGCUGGGACAUUAUCAAGGAUGAUUUCUUUAAUGUGGUGAAGGAUUUACAUGCUAGAAGCUUUUUAGAUUGGAGAUUGAAAAAUACUUUCAUUGCUCUAAUUCCAAAGAAGGACACCAUAGAAGAAAUUAAAGAUCUCAGACCAAUUAGUCUGAUUCAUGGAGUUUAUAAAAUCAUUUCCAAGAUGUUGGAAGAAAGUCUCAAAACUACUCUCCUUAAUAUCAUUUCUCAACAUCAAACUGCUUUCAUCAAAAAAAGACAAAUUUUAGAUGGAGUUCUGAUAGAAAAUGAACUUAUUGAUUUAAGACUUAAAAGUGGUACUCCUGGUUUAUUAUGCAAAGUGGAUUUUGAAAAAACUUUUGAUCAUGUCAAUUGGGACUUUAUUGAUGACAUUUUUAAUCUUAUGGGUUGUGGAGAUAAAUGGAGAAGUUGGAUCAGAUGUUGUGUGGAAUUCGUGAAGUUCUCUGUGUUGAUCAAUGGUAGUGCUUAUGUUUUUUUCACAAGUGACAAAGGUAUGCUUAUUAGUCACUUGCAAUUUGCUGAUGAUACCUUGAUUUUUUUAGAUGCUGAUAGUGAGCAGAUUAAAAAUCUUAGACUGAUUCUUAUAUCUUAUGAGCUCUUAACUAGUCUUAAGAUAAAUUUCAGCAAAAGUCAGAUAUUUGGAGUUGGUUUUGAAGGUGACUUAUCUCAGUUCUGUGAUAUUCUGGGUUGUUGUUCUGGGAGUUUACUUACAACUUAUUUGGGCCUUUCUCUUGGUGAUAAAUCUAGAGGUGUAGCAAAAAUGGACAAGGUGAUAGAAAAGUUUAUUGCAAGACUUGCUGGUUAG